UUCUAUAUUAAGUGACAAAUUAUGUACAUAAAUUGCUACAAAAAUAUUUUUACCUGGUAUUGUCACUUAUCUUAUGUAUCUACAUAAAUUCUCACAUUUGCCUUUACAUAUAUUGAUAUAUUUUUCCUGUAUUAAGUUGUUCCAUUGUCUCUGCAUAAGUUGCGAUAACAUAGAAAGCGACAUACCUUUUCUAGAUAUAAACACAUACUAAUUAGUUGAGGCAAAUUCUUCUGCAAAAGUAGUGAUGCUAUUAAACAUAUAAGUUUUUACACUGCAAAACAUAAGGUACAACAUAUCUUUAUACAAAUUUCUACUGAACAAACAAGAUAACUUGCUAGUUCUAAACAUACAUUGUAAGGUGCUAUACUGUUUGAAUAUAAGUUACUGCAUGAAUACAAUAUAAGUUGACAGUUGCACAAAAAUAGUUUCAAAACAUAUUGAAUAUGGAUCUUAUUUUGUAGACCAUGUCACAAGAAAUACGAUGGUGCAAACGAAUUUAAAAAUAGAUGUUUGAUGGAAGAAUAAUGCUCAUUUGAAGAGAAUGCAACCAAUUUAACUCGCUGACAUCAGUGAUGAUUUCACGUAUAUAGCGAUAUCCCUGCAUGCAAGUCUUCCUGUAGUGCCUCUACCAUGAUUACAUCGUGUUUGCUUACUGUAGCGUCCAGAAGAGCGGUCGCACACACCGCUCGCGCGCGAUAGCGUGGUCCCUUGCAAAAAGAUGGAAAAGGAAGUUUGAUCUACCACAUCACACGAAAGAAGUGCAAUUUAUGCAACUCGCAGGGAAAAAAGUGCAAAAGCCACUUGCUCAUGAAAUGAAGCAAUAAGCCGAACACUUUUUUUUCUAUGAAAUAAAUAUCUUUGCUGUCCACGUCAGGCCUGCCAAAGUGCCAAAAAUUGAACACAAAUGGACGUUUAGCCUGCUGCGCUGCAAUCCGCAGAAAACCGAAGCCAAAUCAAACAAUCGCGGAACCAAGAACGAAGGCUCCUUCCGGCGAUGGAGAAGAGCAAGGUUCUAGUCGUGGGCGGCACGGGCUUCGUCGGCAGGCGGAUCGUCGUGGCGAGCCUGGCGCUGGGCUACCCGACGUUCGUCCUGAUGCGGCCGGAGAUCAGCCUCGACGUCGACAAGGUCCAGGCGCUGCUGUCCUUCAAGGCCCAGGGCGCGCGCCUCGUGGAGGCGUCGCUCGACGACCGCGCCAGGCUCGUCGCCGCCGUGAGGCAGGUGGACGUGGUCGUGUCGGCCUUGUCCGGGACACACCACCGCAGCCAAACCGUCCUGCUGCAGCACAAGCUCGUCGAGGCGAUCAAGGAGGCCGGGAACAUCAAGCGUUUCAUACCGUCGGAAUUCGGCACGGACCCAUCGAGAAUGGGGCAUGCUCUUGAACCAGGAAGGGUUAUAUUCGAAGAGAAGAUGGAGCUACGGAGGGCAAUAGAAGCGGCCAAAAUUCCCCACACCUACAUUUCUGCCAAUUGCUUUGCCGCAUACUUUUGUCCAAACCUCGCUCAAAUGGGUACUCUUCUGCCUCCCAAGGACAAGGUUCGUGUAUAUGGAGAUGGCAAUGUCAAAGUAAUAUUUGUGGAUGAAGAUGAUGUGGCAACUUAUACAAUCAAAUCCCUUGAUGACCCUCGCACCUUGAACAAGACAAUUUACCUAAGACCACCAGAAAACAUCCUCACUCAAAAUGAGCUGAUCGCGAAAUGGGAAAAGCUCUCUGGAAAUGUCAUCGAGAAAAUUUACAUUCCGGUUGAUGAGUGGCUUCAAUGAAAGGUAAGAAAUAAAUGUGUGCUUCAAGUCAUCAUCAAGGAUGAAGCAUCUAAUUUGCAGUAACAUAAAAAAAUGGUACAAGGAUCACAUCAAAUGACCAAAUUAAGGAUUAUUGAGUGAGAAAUUAAGGUAUAAGGGUAUUAUAUUCCAGUUGCAAAAUAGAGUCGUCUAAACACAUAAUAACCCUCCAAACACAUACUAGCCUAGUUUGGUUCCUUUUCUUUAAGAUGGGUACCAGAUAUCACUUUACAAGGCUAAGCUGGAUAUAAGCUUAUAGCUAUGAUGUAGCACCGCCACUUUAUCAUAUUUUCUAUGAAGGUUGCCUGACAAAUUUUGACAUUGGGGAGGACGGAACAGAAGCUACUCUUCUGUACCCGGAGGUUGAGUACACCCGCAUGGAUGAAUAUAUGAAAAGAUAUCUGUAAUUUGUAAAGUUUUCUGUGACCUAUCUGAUCAUAUAAGAAAUUCAAAAACCAUGGGCACCAUGGCUGGAAAUAUAUGGUGUUAGUGUUACAUCC
Molecule: messenger RNA, 2280 nt
Organism: Setaria italica (foxtail millet)
Lineage: Eukaryota; Viridiplantae; Streptophyta; Magnoliopsida; Poales; Poaceae
Product: isoflavone reductase homolog
Exons: 3
Coding region: 995-1762 (255 amino acids)
Molecular function (GO): oxidoreductase activity
Source: RefSeq, a predicted model, not a curated record